Micromonas pusilla CCMP1545 is the source of this 360-nucleotide messenger RNA. RefSeq lists its product as uncharacterized. The coding region runs from base 1 to 360 and encodes 119 amino acids. The transcript has a single exon. The record is from RefSeq and is a predicted model, not a curated record. NCBI's taxonomy places the organism in Eukaryota, Viridiplantae, Chlorophyta, Mamiellophyceae, Mamiellales, Mamiellaceae.
AUGGCCGGGUCCACCGCGACGAAGCGCGCGAACGCGCAGCUCGACAAGUCAUACAAGCGCGCGACCGGGGAGAUCGACGACCGCAAGGGCGCGAAGGUCAAGCCCGGGGACAUCAUCACCGCGGUGUUCCUCCUCAUCGCGGCGAAAUCCUUCAACGACCAGUGCGAGGCGACGCACGGGAUCUCGCCGUACAAGUCCGCGAAGAAAGCCAUCGGGGACGGGGUGUGGGCGAUACGAAACGCGCUGUCGAGGUUGAUCGGAGGCAAGGGCGGCGGCGGAGGAAGAGGGCGGGGGGAUAACCGCACCACCGCGGGGAGGAAGCAGUUCAAGGGGAAAGGCCGAAAGGUCGGGAAGAAGUAA